AUGCAAUACCUGUCCCAAGCUGGAAUAGAGGUUCUCAUCAAGGCCGUUAUCCAAGCCAUCCCAACAUAUAGCAUGAGAAUAUUCAAGAUUCCCAAAAAUAUUUUAAUGGAGCUCAAUAGAUUAAUGCAGCAAUAUUGGUGGGGUCAGAAAGCUGAAAAAAAAAAAAGGAUUCAUUGGUAUUCUUGGGGAAAGCUCAGACAAGUUAAAGUAAGUGGUGGGCUUGGGUUAAGAGAUCUUGAGCAGUUUAAUUUGGCUAUGCUAGCCAAGCAAGAAAGGAGGUCGAUUCAGAACUCUCCUUCUCUAGCUGCAAAGGUCUUCUCAACAAAGUACUUUCCUAAUGGCAAUUUCUUAAAGGCUGGUCUUAACAGAAGCCCUUCUCUCAUUUGGAGAAGUAUUAUGGUUGCUAGGCCUUUAAUUGAGGAGGGUUUAUUUUGGCAUAUUGGGAAUGAUUGCAGUACUAAAAUAUGGCAUGACAAGUGGCUGCCAUGCCCAACAUGCUUUAAAGUUCAAAGUCCAGUGAAAAAUCUUGAACCAGAGGCAACUGUGGAUGCUCUUAUUGAUCCAGUUACAAGUUCAUGGAGGAUGGAGCUAAUCAAUGAAACUUUCCUUGAAAAAGAAGCUGCCACUAUUAUUCAAACUCCUAUUAGUCUUUGCAACAGUUCUGACAGGAUUUCUUGGAGGUGUACAACAAAUGGCAUCUUCUCUGUGAGAAGUGCUUACGACCACUUACAACUCAAGAUCAGACAGAGGGCUUAG
Juglans regia (Persian walnut) is the source of this 756-nucleotide messenger RNA. RefSeq lists its product as uncharacterized. The record is from RefSeq and is a predicted model, not a curated record. The coding region runs from base 1 to 756 and encodes 251 amino acids. Lineage: Eukaryota; Viridiplantae; Streptophyta; Magnoliopsida; Fagales; Juglandaceae. The transcript has a single exon.